This is a messenger RNA of Cordyceps fumosorosea ARSEF 2679, 2178 nucleotides long. RefSeq names its product WD40 repeat-like-containing domain protein. The coding region runs from base 1 to 2178 and encodes 725 amino acids. NCBI's taxonomy places the organism in Eukaryota, Fungi, Ascomycota, Sordariomycetes, Hypocreales, Cordycipitaceae. Gene Ontology annotation, cellular component: transcription factor TFIIIC complex. The record is from RefSeq and is a predicted model, not a curated record. The transcript is spliced from 2 exons. Gene Ontology annotation, biological process: transcription by RNA polymerase III. Gene Ontology annotation, molecular function: protein binding.
AUGAGGCCGAGGAGGUCGAAUCGCACCAAAAGCUAUGCUGUGGAAGAGUAUCACUUUGGAGAUAGCUCUGACGAACAGGCGGUCAGCGCCGGACGCCUCAACGCAACUGAAGAGGGGGACACCAACUUUGAAGAUGAGGCGGCUGAGGACGACGCAGAGGAACAUGGAGACGAUGACAACUCAGCAGAGGAGGACGAGACAAGCAUAAGCGAAUCAGACGGUGGUGAGGCGGUCACCAAACCCGCACGACGUCGCGCAGCAAAGUCGGCGGGAAAGUUGCCUCAGCCUCCACCGCCCAAGACGGCCGGGAAGACGACCAAGCUCGCUGGGGGCUACCUGGAAAUCCCCCUGGCCAGCCAGGACGGCAGCCACCAGCCCAAGGCGUACAUUGGCCCCAACGAUCGCGCCGUGCGCCGUCGCCAUCUCGUCUCCGCGUGGUACGGGCCAGACGAGGAGCGCAUGGAGACGACGCAGACCCUUCUGGAGCGCUGGUUCCAGUGGCCGGUGCUGCCGCCCAGGAUUCCCCAGGAGGACGAGGCGGGUGUGCCGUCUAGGGGUGCCUGGUUGGAGGACUACGCGGGUAGGGAGGGCAAGCUGGCCGCCGCCUGGAGAGCCAAAGUCCAGCAGGCGAUGGCUGGCCGCCCGCCGCUGCGAGGCCUCUCCCCAGCAGAGGCCGCACCGUACAGGCUCCCGACGCACAGUAUGCCGGUCCUCGUCGGCCCAGAUGCCAAGGAGGAAGUUGUGUUUGUCCCAGGCGGUGGAUACGCAACAUCGCACGCAGGCAUCCCGUUUGACUACGAUACGAGCAACGAGAACCUGCCAAGCGGCUGGAUGUUGGACACGGGGGGUAUCGUGACGAGCAUGGACUGGGCACCACGCACUCGCGAACAAACGAGGCAACUUCUUGCGAUGGCGGUCAUGCCUCACGCCGAUCAAGAGGUACACGAGGUUUCCGAGCAUCAUGACGAUGACCACGUCAGGAUGCAGUCUUCGUCCUACGGCACCGUACAGCUGUGGGAGAUCCAGGGUGACGCUUCGGGCGCUGGUUCGGCGAUGGCAACAUCCCUGCCUCCCAAACUCGCGAGGACUUUGUGUUUCCCUCACGGUAGGGCGAGGCGGGUACGGUGGAAUCCAGUCGGUGGCUAUCUCGCCGUGCUGUGCGCAGACGGUGCCGUGUACGUUUUUGAGGCCGAUUGUGAGGCAACAGAAGAAUAUGAGGAGCUCCUCAAUCCUGUCUCCGUCUUACAACUACGAGAUGAGGCUAGUAUCGACGCCACGGCCAUGAGCUGGGCAAACAUGAACCGGCUCGUGGUGGGCUAUUCGGACGGCUCCGUCGCACUAUGGUCCAUCCUCCCCUGCCACUUGCUUUCUCGUCACGCCGUCCAUCACAGCCACGUCGUAGAGCUCGCCACCGGGUACCCCAGCAUGCCGUACGUCGUGGCCGCGACGCCGCUGGGCGGCACCGUUCGCGUUCUGGACCUAGAGGCGGGCCCCAGCCACGAGUUCACAGAGGUGCAGGCCAUCAACGUGGCCACCCAGCCGGGCCUGCUCGCCUGGAGCGACCAGAUGCUGGGCUUCUUCUCGCUGUACCCGUCCGCGCGCGUCAACAACACGGUCAUCGGUUUCAUGCACCACGCCAACCUCCCGCUGUUUCGUACGACCUUUACUGGCGACAGUUUUCCCUCCUGCAUCGCCACGGGCAAGACGCACCCGUUCCUGCUGAUCGGACUCAUGGACGGCUCGGUCUGGUGCCUGAACCCGCAGGUCGAGCACUUCAUCGGCCGCAGCGACGCGACGUACCGCGUGCGCCUGUUCCAGCACGAGCACCGCCCGCGGCGGCUGUUCGCGAGGGACUCACCCGCGGGGAGGAGGGGGGCGUCGCGCGUGGUGCAGGGGUUCGAGGUGGAGAGGAACAGGCACGCAAAGUACGAGAAGCCGCCUGCGGCGAAGAAGGGGAAGGCGGGCAAGACGAAGAAGGCGGCGACGAACGUAGAUGAGGAUGAAGAUGAGGUGCUCAAGGCGAGCGACGCGUCGAGGGCGGCGAUACACGAGCCGCUGACGAGGAUCACGACGAUGGAGUGGAAUCCGAAUGAAGGUUUCGGCUGCUGGGCGGCGGCAGCGAUGGGCUCUGGUCUUGUUCGGAUUAUGGACCUUGCUAUCGAAGAUGAUGACGAGUAA